Molecule: messenger RNA, 1015 nt
Organism: Plectropomus leopardus (leopard coralgrouper)
Lineage: Eukaryota; Metazoa; Chordata; Actinopteri; Perciformes; Serranidae
Source: RefSeq, a predicted model, not a curated record
AUGGGCAGAGCUCAGAAGGGGACUAAGACAUGCCCGGUCACCCAGUCGUGCCGCUUCUCGAUCCAUAGAGAGUGUGAUGACGUUAAGGAAGUCAACAAUAAAAGCAGCAGUAACAUUUCCAUGGAGGAGAGUGAUGCAGUGAAGGACAUAAGUCCAACAUCUCAGUCUGUUUCAACAGAGACCAAGAAAGUAGCAAAACUGGGGGAGAGUGCAGCCAAAUCAGCAGUAAAGUGUCAUCCAUUAAACAAAUCCAGUGAUGCCAAACUCUCAAAGAAUGAUGCCAACACAACAGUCAGAAGAGCAUCUCAAAUCAAGUCAACUCAAUUGGAAACCACUGAGAAAGGUACCUUAAAUAGGGAUACAAGUGGAAAUAAGGAUAAGCAGUCAGUGAAGAUUGCUGAAGAGAUCCACAGGAAGAAAGAAUAUCAAAGAAAAACUGAAACACUGAUUGGCAGACUUCACCUUCAAGACAAACAGAAACAGAAACUGUCACCAGCAGAUUUUCUUAAAGUAGGUCCGGCUUUGAAACAGAACAAUGAAACAUCUGAGAAAGAUCUUGCUCAUACUUUUCUUCAGAAAUUGAUGAUGUUAGACUACAGAGCCAGAUAUAUUCCUGUAAAACAGGACAGUCUUCAGACCGACCAUUCAAAGCCUGAUCCAGAGUUUGAAACCUCUGACACAGGAGACAAUGACUUCAGUGAUUUUUGUAACACCAGUGUGGUUGAUGAUCAAUCGAAACAGACUUCUGUGCAUCCAAUGGAUGUUCAAAUGGUAGUAUUUCACUGCUCAGACAGCUUUUUAAAGCAGAACAUGAUGACAAAGCUAUCACAAUGUCAGUACGCCUUACCUUUGCUUGUUCCUGACCCCGUCACAAUGGAUAUUGAAUGUCCUCUGUGGACUCUCAGACAAAUAAAAAAAACAUGGAAGGUAACUGAAAUAAAAGAGGAUUCGAAAAUUGUCACCAUGAAGAGUAUGCUCAUCUGCAAAGCUGAGACCCCCAUGGUGUCAUUUCUUC